UAACCCUAGAUUGUUCCCUUUUAUUUCAAAAUUUCAAAACUGUUUGUUGUUAACCGGUGGAAGUUCCCAUUUACAGAAUAAGCAAAACCGGAGAUAACCACCGCGUGGCGAUUAAUUGUUUAACUAUGGAGGUUACGUUAUUAAACCCAGUAAUAUUUCGCCACGUAAUAUUUCAUUUGCCACGUCAGGGUAUGGACCCAGUAAAAUAAAAAAAAAUUACAACUGUAAAACGAUCUGGUCCCUUAGUUUAGGAUCUUCUCUGAAUCUCAGAUGGGGUCUGGUAGCAGAGAAGACAAGUUUAGUUUUGUCUUUUGCAUUGUUUGUCACCGUGGAGACGACGCCGAGCUCUGUUUCUGAUUUGGAAUCGAGAAAGCAGCAAUGGGGAGCUUGGGGACGUUUCUGAGAUAUCCUGAUGACGUAUAUCCUCUCUUGAAGAUGAAGCGAGCGAUCGAGAAAGCGGAGAAGCAGAUCCCUCCCGAGCCACACUGGGGUUUCUGCUAUUCAAUGCUCCACAAGGUUUCUCGAAGCUUCUCUCUCGUUAUUCAGCAGCUAGGUACCGACCUCCGUAACGCUGUGUGUGUGUUCUACUUGGUUCUCCGAGCUCUGGAUACUGUCGAGGAUGACACAAGCAUACCAACUGAUGAGAAGCUGCCCAUCUUGAUUGCCUUCCACCGUCACAUCUACGAUACUGACUGGCACUAUUCAUGUGGCACGAAGGAGUACAAGGUUCUGAUGGACCAAUUUCACCAUGUUGCUGCAGCUUUUCUGGAACUUGAAAAAGGGUAUCAAGAGGCUAUCGAGGAAAUUACUAAAAGAAUGGGUGCAGGGAUGGCCAAGUUUAUCUGCCAAGAGGUAGAAACUGUUGAUGACUACGAUGAGUACUGCCACUAUGUUGCUGGACUUGUGGGUUUAGGUCUCUCUAAACUCUUCCUCGCUUCCGGAUCAGAAGUUUUGUUGCCAGAUUGGGAGCAUAUUUCCAAUUCAAUGGGCUUAUUUCUUCAGAAAACAAACAUAAUCAGAGAUUAUCUUGAGGACAUUAAUGAAAUACCAAAGUCCCGCAUGUUUUGGCCUCGCAAGAUUUGGGGCAAAUAUGCUGACAAGCUAGAGGACUUAAAAUACGAGGAGAAUUCAACAAAAGCAGUGCAUUGCUUGAAUGAAAUGGUCACCAAUGCAUUGACGCAUAUUGAAGAUUGCCUGAACUACAUGGCUGCCUUGCGUGAUCCUUCUAUAUUUCGGUUCUGUGCUAUCCCUCAGAUCAUGGCGAUUGGAACACUUGCAUUGUGCUAUAACAAUGUACAAGUAUUUAGAGGCGUGGUGAAACUGAGGCGAGGUCUAACUGCCAAAGUCAUUGACCGCACAAAGACAAUGGCUGAUGUGUAUGGUGCUUUCUAUGAUUUUUCUUGCAUGCUAAAAACAAAGGUUGACAAGAACGAUCCGAAUGCCAGUAUGACGCUAAACCGGCUUGAAGCAGUUCAGAAAGUCUGCAGAGACACUGGAGUCCUUCAGAAGAGAAAAUCUUAUAUUAAUGACAAAGGACAAUCAUACAAUGUCUAUAUUGUAAUGCUUGUGAUUCUACUUGCCAUAGUCUUUGCAUAUCUCAGAGCAAACUGAGUGACCACUGAUGGACAGUGCGAUUCCUAGGUUCAUUCUUGUUGGUGCCUCUCUCUUUUCUUAGCACUAAGUUCCUAUUCAAGAUUAUUUCCAGAACAAAGAGAGUUUUAUACUUGGUUUGGUCUAAACCCAUGUACUUUGAAUAAUCAUACCUUACCUUUCUCCAUGUCAUGUAUCUCCCUUGUUUAUGUUCAGGUAAAAAGUAUAUAUACUGCCAAUGA
Molecule: messenger RNA, 1832 nt
Organism: Brassica napus (rape)
Lineage: Eukaryota; Viridiplantae; Streptophyta; Magnoliopsida; Brassicales; Brassicaceae
Product: squalene synthase 1
Exons: 13
Coding region: 379-1611 (410 amino acids)
Biological process (GO): farnesyl diphosphate metabolic process; lipid biosynthetic process
Cellular component (GO): endoplasmic reticulum membrane
Molecular function (GO): squalene synthase [NAD(P)H] activity
Source: RefSeq, a predicted model, not a curated record